UUCAUUCCAUUUCCCAUUCACAGUACGUGGGCGCUUUUUAAUGAAACGCGCCGAUGUGUGGGCAAAACUCCAUUCCGACAAGUUCUUUGUCGAAUGAAGAACUAAUUUCGAGAAUUUUAUUUUAUAAUUUGGGUACACUCCUUUAAGUUCGUAUAACACCAAAAUCAUUUGAUUCCAUUCUUAUUUUUAAUAAAGUGCUUAAAGGUCACUUUUUAAGCAGGUUUAUAACCGUAUAAAAUUCCAAUUGAGACGACUUCCUGAAAUUCCCUAUCUUGUUCCUUUGAAUUUUUAUGUGCAGAAUUGAUAGCUUGAGAAUGAUUUCUAAGAAGUGCCCAAUGACUUUUGCAUCGGCGGGUGAUAAGAAAGCGGAGCAGAUCGCUGAAAAUAUAAAAGGGCAGCGAUUGAUACUGCAACUUAUGAGUUACACUCGAACAAUACACAGCAGCGCAUCAAUAUUAAAGAUGAAUUCCGCACUGCAAAUUAGCUGCCUUCUCGUUGUCCUUGGCUGCCUUCUGGGCUCAGGACACUGCCAAAGUGAAGCCGAAUUCACGGCCAAGUCCCGAGAAAUAGCCCAGAUGUUCGGCAAUCCCUCCGUUGAUAAAUACACGAAGGCUCGCAAUUUGCCCGCGCUGCUUGCCUUUUACGAGAAAUACUCCAGUCGCCUUCGACUGACACCUCAGGAAAGGAAUAGUAUCAAUAAUGCUAUCAGGCAGUAUAAGGCACAACGAAACCAGCAAGUUGACGGAGUAUCUGCCCAGGGAGGAUGGUUGUUUGACAUCAUCAAGACAGCUAUUUCAAUCAUUGUAAAGGCCGUUGAAUGAGACCACAUGGUGAAGCUUGUAACUUUUAAUUUCUGUCACUAAUUGUCAAAAUUGUGCAAUUUAAAUCGUUACUUUGCCAGCUCAAGUAAAAGUCAACUUUUCAAAAAAC
Molecule: messenger RNA, 930 nt
Organism: Drosophila sechellia
Lineage: Eukaryota; Metazoa; Arthropoda; Insecta; Diptera; Drosophilidae
Gene: TotE
Product: Turandot E
Exons: 2
Coding region: 291-821 (176 amino acids)
Biological process (GO): immune system process
Source: RefSeq, a predicted model, not a curated record